CAGAUGACUGUUAAUUUCUGUAAAAGAUCGUAUUGAUAAAAAAGGAAUGUUAAUUAAUUUUUAUUAAAUCGCUUUUAUGUAAACUGACCAAGACUAAAAUCAUUAAAUUCAGUAGUUGUUGUCAGAAAAAGGAUAGCAAUGUUUUGUCAACAUAACCUUUUACGUUAGUACUGUCACAACAUUGGUUUUAUCACAAAGAAUUUUUAAAUGAAUUUCUGAAUGGACUGGUAAUGAAUUGAUUUGACAUUUAUAAAAGUUUAUAAACAAUGGGUGAUAAAGAAGAAGAAAUUCCUUCACAAGAAGCUAGUGAAAAUGCUGGAGACAAUGCAUCAAAUAAUAAACCAGCAGCUGAAGAAGCUGAAAUGGAAUCGUUGAAACAAACACUGUCUGAUACUAAUUUAUCAGGAGCUGAUGGAUCUCAAUCUGCACCAAAGGAUAAAACGAAAAUUGACAUUUUAUUGAAAGCUACUGGCAACGCUCCGAUAAUGAAAAAAAAGAAAUGGGCAGUGAGUCCUGAACAGCAUAUCGGAUGGAUAUCUGAAUUUAUUAAAAAGUAUUUAAAACUUGACGCAAAUGAAAGAUUGUUUCUGUAUAUUAACCAGACAUUUGCUCCAGCACCUGACCAAACAGUCAAAAAUUUAUACGACUGUUACGGAACAGAUGGAAAAUUAAUAAUUCACUACUGCAAAAGUCAAGCAUGGGGUUGAAAUAAACAUUUAUUAUUUAAUAUAAUUUAAUCACUAAGCUAUUAAAAUAAAAUGAUAAUAUAAGGAUAA
Cotesia glomerata is the source of this 776-nucleotide messenger RNA. RefSeq names its product autophagy protein 12-like (gene Atg12). The record is from RefSeq and is a predicted model, not a curated record. Gene Ontology annotation, biological process: nucleophagy; autophagy of mitochondrion; C-terminal protein lipidation. Lineage: Eukaryota; Metazoa; Arthropoda; Insecta; Hymenoptera; Braconidae. Bases 267 to 707 code for a protein of 146 amino acids. The transcript has 3 exons. Gene Ontology annotation, cellular component: phagophore assembly site membrane; cytoplasm; Atg12-Atg5-Atg16 complex.